Messenger RNA from Gymnogyps californianus (California condor), 1080 nucleotides. RefSeq names its product growth arrest-specific protein 1-like. Lineage: Eukaryota; Metazoa; Chordata; Aves; Accipitriformes; Cathartidae. The record is from RefSeq and is a predicted model, not a curated record. Gene Ontology annotation, biological process: negative regulation of mitotic cell cycle. The transcript has a single exon. Bases 1 to 1080 code for a protein of 359 amino acids.
AUGCGCGUGGUUGGCAGUUUUGCAAACUUUUCCACGGGAGGCAGCUCUUUCUCCUCCUCGUCUACCAGUGCCUCUGCCCGGGACCCUGCGGCAGCAGCUGCCGCCGCCACCACCGCCUGCGAUGGUGGCCCACUCGCCCGGUCGGCCGGGCCAUGGCCUGCAGCCUGGCUGUGGCUGGUGGCAGCACUGGGCACCGUGUGGCUGCCGUGGGGCUUGCUGGUGCAGGGCCAGCGGCUGAUCUGCUGGCAGGCGUUACUGCAGUGUCAAGGGGAGUCUGAGUGCAGCUACGCUUACAACCUGUACGCCGAGGCGUGCGCCCCAGUGCUCCUGCAGGAGCAGCUGGCGAAAGGCAGUGAGGAAGGACCGGCGGCCGCUGCAGACUCUGUCACCUCCUCCAUGUGGCGGUGCCCCAGCCACUGCAUCGUGGCUCUCAUCCAGCUCAACCACACCCAGCACGGCCCAGCCUUGGAGGAAUGCGACUGCGCACAAGAUGAAACCUGCCGUGCCACCAAGCGUGCCAUCGAGCCCUGCUUGCCCCACACCAGCAGCCCGGUGGAGGACAGCCCCGGAGGUGGCCCCAGGGCGGGUGGCCCUGGAGUCAUGGGCUGCACAGAGGCGCGGCAGCACUGUGACUGGGACAGCUGGUGUAGCGUGGCGCUCAGCUGCUACAUGACCUACUGCGGGAAACUAUUCAAUGGGCUGUGCUGCACGACGGAGUGCCGUGCCAUCAUCAAGGACAUGCUGGACAUUCCCAAGGCCGUGCUGCUCAAUGACUGCAUGUGCGAUGGGCUGGAGUGGCCCAUCUGUGAGUCGGUCAAGGAAAACAUGGCCCGCCUCUGCUUUGGCACGGAUAUGGACAACAACGGCACUGGCAGCAGCGAUGGCUUGGACAGGGGCCUGGAAGAGUACUAUGACGAGAACUACGAGGAGUACCCAAGCCAGAAGGGGAGGGACGACCUGGAGGACAAUACGGGCUCCAAGCCCAGCUUCCCCAUGCAGACAGAUAGCGCUGGCCAGGCUGCCAGCGCUGCCUGGGCUCUUCUGGCCUCCAUCUUAUUGCCGCUGCUGCCGCGGCUCUAG